This is a messenger RNA of Cetraspora pellucida, 180 nucleotides long. NCBI's taxonomy places the organism in Eukaryota, Fungi, Glomeromycota, Glomeromycetes, Diversisporales, Gigasporaceae. The record is from the annotation of a GenBank genome assembly.
AUGGAUGUAUUUGGACGUACAUUACAUGAUAAACUUCAAUACAAAUAUAAUAAUCAAGAUUUUAAGCAUGUUCGUUGUGCAACUCAUGUAUUAAACCUUGCUGUCUCAGAGGAUCUUAAAAAGAUUUUUCAAAUAAAUGAAAGGUCAUUUCUUGUACCUGAUUUGGAUGUGCCUUUCUGA